This is a messenger RNA of Sceloporus undulatus (fence lizard), 574 nucleotides long. RefSeq lists its product as uncharacterized. Gene Ontology annotation, biological process: peptidyl-threonine phosphorylation; actomyosin structure organization. Gene Ontology annotation, molecular function: protein serine/threonine kinase activity. NCBI's taxonomy places the organism in Eukaryota, Metazoa, Chordata, Lepidosauria, Squamata, Phrynosomatidae. Bases 1 to 567 code for a protein of 188 amino acids. The transcript is spliced from 3 exons. The record is from RefSeq and is a predicted model, not a curated record. Gene Ontology annotation, cellular component: cytoskeleton; cytoplasm; myosin complex.
AUGGCAGAGGAGCUGCGCCAAGAGCAGGAUCACUCCAUGCACCUGGAAAAGAUCAAGAAGAACCAGGAGGUCACCAUCAAAGACCUGCAGGUCAAGAUUGAAGAAGCGGAGCAACUGGCUCUUAAAGGAGGGAAACGCACUAUCAUGAAGCUGGAGACCAAAAUUAAAGAGCUGGAGACAGAGCUGGACUCGGAGCAGAAGCGCCAUGUGGAGACAGUGAAAAUCCUGCACAAGAACGAACGGCGCCUGAAGGAGCUGGUCUUCCAAACGGAGGAGGAUCAUAAGACCAACCAGCGCAUGCAGGAGCUGGUGGAGAAGCUUCAGAACAAGCUGAAGACAUACAAAAGACAAAUUGAGGAGGCGGAGGAACAGGCUAACCAGAGCAUGGCAAGGUACCGGAAAACCGUGCACGAACUGGACGAUGCCGAGGAGAGAGCUGGAAUGGCUGAGUCGGCCCUCAACAAACUGCGCACCAGGCACCGAGUUGCGGCAGGCAAAGCCUUCACUUCGGUGGAAGUCAUCCAGGUCUCCAAAUCCACCAGUUCCAAGUCGUCGGCCGAGGAAUAGAUUUCAC